CUUGCAGUUUAGGUGCCCAGAUGAAUUCUAAAAUUGGGCUACAAGAAACCAGCCUUUGGGGCCUCUGAGGUUCUCAACUCUGAAAAACAGUUUGUUUCCUGUUUCAGAAGAGGUCUCAUUUUCUGCAGGAAAUUGCAGAAAGUUCUGCAGGAAAUUAAAAGCACUCUAGCAGCUCCCAAAAAUGAUGGCAAUUACCAACUUGUCCAGGGUUGAAAUCAGUCACCAGAACUGUCCCAAAUAUUAGAUUCUCUCAUAAGCCUAUGAAAUGGGGGAUGAAUGUAUCCAUUGUUGGAUACCUCUUGCUUUGAUAACAACAGUUAUGAUUAUUUCCUUACUGAAAAAUAUUUCGUACUACUUAAAAGAAAAGAAACAAAAAGGCAUGAGUGUGAAGUGUGAGAACUACCAGGAACCAUGCAACAGUGAAUUUUAUUCUGAGGAAUGUCCUGUUUAUGACAAUCUCAAUCGCUGUCAUCAAGAUAUACUAAAUGAAAGUUGCUAUGAACAAAUGAAUGCCCAUGCUCAGCCUCACACAUCUAUCACUGAAGCACAGCAGACAGCUGAGCGCCAGAUGUGCUAUGCUUCCCUGGAUCACAGUGUGAAAAGAAAAAACAAAAACCUUAGAAAAAAGAAAAAUCCUCCACCAGAAGUGGAUGACCACCAUACCAGAAUGAGCUCGGUGCCCUCAGACACGUGUAUUUAUCUCAAUAGUGCACAGCUGAAUGCUGAAAAUACACUCUCUGAAGAUGCUACUCAUGAUGAUCCCUUCAGUGUAUUUGGUUUCAUUCCGAGGACAAAUGAUGCCAGAUUUUAGUAGAGACUUGGCCCACUUGUAAUCGCAGUGAAUGGAAUGGAUUAUCUUCUACUAGGAAAAUAACUAAAUAACCAUCUGUGGCUUGAACUUGGUAAUUAAAAAGAAAAUACUUAUUUGAUUGGGAAGGACUCCUGAGACCACAGCAAGAGCUGUUUGUUUGGCACUCAUUAUGGAUGUAUGUGGAUGACAUUUCACACAGAUAAAGUCAGUCUGGUGUAUAAUACCGAUAUGUACAUCUCCCUAGGUGCUCCAGAGGUGAGUGGUCACACAUAGUGAAUUACCAAGUCACUGUAAGACCAGGAAGAAGUUAAGUGUGAGGGAAAUCUUGAUCAGAUUUCAUUCCUGAUGGCACUGUUCAAAACAUUCAGGGUUGGAUUAAGAUACAAAUUUGUGAUAUGAACCAUCUUUGGAUAAAUGUGUAAAUAUUAAGUGAAUUGGUAAUUAAUUCAUUACUGCGGUGAGCCUGUGGGCAUGUCCACAAGUGUAAAACAUGGUGGAGUGACACAUGAAUCCUUUGUCUUAAAGCUGACAUUCACACAUCACGGUUAGAAAUGGGGGAAGAGAGAACGAAAGACUCUGGAAGAUGAAACACACUAUGCUCUUUACCUUAGAAAUGAACUGACUGGAGGAUAGCUCCCUCAAAGUUAUAUCUGGAUUGAGGAAGCUUUGUCUAUUGCACUUCUCACAAAGAUGACAUGGUGUAGGCAAAAAUUUUAGCACAUUUGUUGCUCUUCCAGUCAAGCCAGUGAGCAGCACGCCGCAGUAUUCCAUUAUAAUCAAACAUUUGAUUCGCAACAAGAGUGGAGAUUCCCCUUAAAAUGCCACUCAUCAUUCCAACUGGAAGUGAAAGCAUGGAAUCUCUCUUGGCACUAACUGGGGAUAAUAGCAGGGAUGCCUUUCCCAUUCACUUCUGGGGGAGGAAAUUAAGGGUCAGUCUCUGUGGAACAGAUUAGAUACCCAGCCUGGAAGUUUUCCAUCUUUGUUACAUGCUUUUAUCAAAAUGAGGAGUUAUAACACCCGAACAACUAGCAGUGUUGCUAACAUAGGGCGUAAGCUUUGUUCAUCCAGUGUGCUUGCCACAUUGUACAUGUAGCAAUUACAUACAAUGUUUAAGGUUAAUUAGAGAGUAAAGUAACUGUAUUAGUUCAUCUAAUUAACACUUAGAUAGCUAGCAAAUUAGUGUCUAAAUAUGUUUCGCUUCCUGCUGGUAAGUACUGCUAGUGUCAAUCUCCACCACUCAAUGUGUUUAUAAUGUCUUGUGUGCCUGAAUUCAAUUAUUUGUAAAGAAAGGGUUAUAAAAUUAAACCUGCAAAGAAGACUUUGACAUUCUUAAAAUACUUAAAAUAUUA
Molecule: messenger RNA, 2160 nt
Organism: Pogona vitticeps (central bearded dragon)
Lineage: Eukaryota; Metazoa; Chordata; Lepidosauria; Squamata; Agamidae
Source: RefSeq, a predicted model, not a curated record